Loxodonta africana (African savanna elephant) is the source of this 1044-nucleotide messenger RNA. RefSeq names its product olfactory receptor 5M11-like. NCBI's taxonomy places the organism in Eukaryota, Metazoa, Chordata, Mammalia, Proboscidea, Elephantidae. The coding region runs from base 175 to 1044 and encodes 289 amino acids. Gene Ontology annotation, molecular function: olfactory receptor activity; G protein-coupled receptor activity; odorant binding. The transcript has a single exon. Gene Ontology annotation, cellular component: membrane. Gene Ontology annotation, biological process: G protein-coupled receptor signaling pathway; sensory perception of smell. The record is from RefSeq and is a predicted model, not a curated record.
AAGCUGUUACAAAGAUAGAAGAAAAGAUGGCUUAGUAAAGGUAUGAGAUUGAUUAUGGUAGUGUUCAGAAAAAGAAAAUUUGAAUGACAUAAGGAGGUUUAGAGAAAAAUGAUUUAAUUAAACACGAUUUAUGCCUUCACGCUUGCUUUAUUUUCAUUUGUUUUAGGAGCAGGCAUGGACUUUCAGGAAACGUCCAAUAAAAAUGGCAAUGUGAUAAUAGAAUUCAUUCUCCUUGGGCUCACAGAUUGCCCAGUACUCCAGCCUCUCCUCUUUGUACUGUUCCUGAUUGUUUACCUUGUGACACUCAUAGGCAACCUGGGCAUGAUAGUGUUAAUCAGACUGGACUCUCGUCCUCACACCCCCACAUACUUCUUCCUCACUAACUUAGCCUUUGUGGGCUACACCUCAAAUGCAACCCCACAGAUGCUGACUAAUUUUUUAUCAGAGAAGAAGUCCAUUUCCUUUGCAGGUUUCUUUACACAGUGUUACCUUUUCAUUGCAGUUCUCCUCACUGAGUUUUAUAUGCUGGCAGCAAUGGCCUAUGACCACUAUGUGGCCAUAUGCAACCCUCUGCGCUACAGUGUGAAAAUGUCCUGGAAAGUCUGCACCGGUUUGGCCACAUUUCUUUAUGUCUGUGGCUUCUCAGAUGGUCUGUUCCAGGCCACCUUGACCUUCCACUUGAUCUUCUGUAAGUCCAAUGUCAUCAAGGAACAUGCCAUGCUUAUCUCAGCUGGCUUCAACCUCUCCAACUCCCUCACCAUCAUCCUGGUGUCCUAUGUCUUCAUUAUUGCUGCCAUCUUCCACAUCAAAUCAGCCGAGGGAAGGCACAAGGCAUUCUCUACCUGUGGUUCCCAUAUGAUGGCUGUCAUUCUAUUUUAUGGGACACUCUUCUGCAUGUAUGUAAGACCGCCAACAGACAAGACUGCUGAGGAAUCGAAAAUAAUAGCUGUCUUCUAUACCUUUGUAAGUCCAGUGCUUAACCCACUGAUCUAUAGUCUUUGGAACGAUGAUGCAAAGCAAGCCUUGAAGAAUGUUUUUAGAUGA